Molecule: messenger RNA, 753 nt
Organism: Manis pentadactyla (Chinese pangolin)
Lineage: Eukaryota; Metazoa; Chordata; Mammalia; Pholidota; Manidae
Product: lymphocyte antigen 6G6e-like
Exons: 3
Coding region: 1-402 (133 amino acids)
Biological process (GO): acetylcholine receptor signaling pathway; desensitization of G protein-coupled receptor signaling pathway
Cellular component (GO): plasma membrane
Molecular function (GO): transmembrane receptor protein serine/threonine kinase activity; acetylcholine receptor activator activity; acetylcholine receptor binding
Source: RefSeq, a predicted model, not a curated record
AUGGGCACCUCCAGCUUCUUCCUCUGCAUCCUAUUCCUCUAUGGGGCACUGGGUCUCACCACUUCCCCUGCCCAGGGAAAGCUCCGCUGCUACACCUGCAGCUUCGCCAAACCCUGCUAUCCUGUUCUCACAGACUGUCAGGAUGAUGAAGCUUGUGGCAUCAGUAUUGGCACCUCAGAAUGGAGUGAGAUCAUCGAGGGCAAAUGCUGCCUCCCAAGGGCCCAGUGCCCUCUGCUGGGCCACGCCACCUACUGGGCACACUCCUAUACUCUUUGGCACCACUGCUGCAAGCAGGAAGUGUGCAAUGCAGCCCCCACACUGCGGCAGCUCCCCAGCCCCCUCCUGACCACCUUGCUCCUCCUGGUGGCCAGCUUCACCUGGGAAUGCCACCUCCAGCACUAGUCUCAAGUGAUCUGUAGCCUUCAACCCAGGACUCCUCCUCCACCACCACCACGGCCCUGGAAACGCCUGCACAGACCCUUCUGAGAUAUGUCCAAGAACCUGAUUUUGUAGAAAGACCCAGAUCUCUGGCCUUCACAGAGCCCUCUGAAUGCCUGAUUCCUAUGGGCAUUGCGCCAGCCCCCACCCAGGCACCUGCCCAGAGCCCAGUCUCAGGAAGAACACCUGUUCCAUGUCUUUUUUUGUCUUCGAGAUGCCUGUUGCUGAUGUCCUCUCUCAGAUCCGGGUCUCUGGCAGGCAGGAGUUUUGGUGAAGCUGUGGGUCCCAGACCAGGGGAUUGAAGGGGUACCAGGU